UUUAUUAUUAUUUUAAAAAUAAGUCAUUAAAUUUAAAGUAAGGGCGCUUUCCCCUUUAAAUUCCCGCAGCGCUCAGUGGAGCGGAGGACGGCCAGCCUCAGCAGCCCCGAGCAGCGAUGGACUGACAAACCAAACCUUUAGAAGCGAUGAUCAGACUGGUUUACCAUGGAAAUGGACAUGAUGCCAAAAUUCUCCUCCAAGGACGAGGAAAUUGAAUUCUGGAAGGCUCUUUCCCUCAAGUACAAGAAAGGCUGUGAGGAGGCUCAGGAGGAACUGCUGGAGUUCCAGGAGGGGAGCAGGGAGCUGGAGGCCGAGCUGGAGGCUCAGCUGGGUCAGGCCGAACACCGCAUCAAAGACUUGCAGUCGGAGAACCAAAGACUAAAGAAUGAGGUGGAAACCCUGAAGGAAAGGUUGGAGCAGCAAUACUCUCAGAGCUACAAGCAGAUCUCAGGGCUGGAGGAUGACCUUGGCCAAACUCGUAGCAUCAAGGAGCAGCUCCACAAAUAUGUCAGAGAGCUCGAGCAGUCGAACGAUGACCUGGAGAGAGCCAAGAGAGCCACUAUUGUUUCCUUGGAGAACUUUGAGCAGCGACUGAACCAGGCCAUCGAGAGAAAUGCUUUCCUGGAGAGCGAGCUGGAUGAGAAGGAGUCCCUGCUGGUCUCAGUUCAAAGAUUAAAGGAGGAAGCUAGAGAUUUGCGGCAGGAGCUGGCAGUGCGAGAAAGGCAGAAAGACAUUGGCCGGAUGUCGGCUCCGAGUUCCCCAACGCAGGACAACGUCAAGAUGGACUGUGCUGUGCAAGCGUCGCUCUCCCUCCCUGCUACCCCUCUGAGCAAAAGUCUGGACAACGCCUUCUCCAAUCAAACAGUUAUGUCCAAUGGCUACGGCAGCAACUCCCCGCUGACCCCCUCUGCCAGGAUAUCAGCGCUCAACAUUGUCAGUGACUUACUCCGGAAAGUCGGGGCUCUGGAAUCAAAGCUCGCUGCCUGCAGGAACUUUGCUAAGGAUCAGAAAGCCAGGAAGGCGUACUCUCUGGACAACAGCAACGCCCUGAAUGCAAACACAACCAGCUACACCCAAGCACUCAGUACGUCGUAUUAUGACAAAGCAACGGAGAGAGUCAUAUUCCCAGCAUUAGUUCUGGUGGGAAAGUGAACAGACUAGAACCGGGGAGCCUGACGGCCCUCACCUCUGCUCCUGCUGCCUCCUCGCCCGGCUUGGUGCGCCUGGCUGUGUGAGACCCCGUCGGCCAAACGCCGCCCAGCUGCAGCACACAGGAGCACAUUGAACACUUUGUUGCACCGUCUCCUGUUGCACCCUCUUUGUUGCGUUGUGCUCUGUUGUUUUGACCCUUGUGCUUCAUAACCGCUGUAAAGAUGGCUCCAUACGUGAGAAAUGGGUGUUUGUCUAUCCGUCUGGUCCUGACAGAGGCCACAAUGGCCUUACUACUUAGCUGACAUGAGUUUGCCGAGUGUAUCAUGUUAAAAAAAGGUUCAAUAUUAUGCAAAUGUUACUCUUUUGAUGACACGAACAGGAAAAUUCUCACUUAUAAGUAACAUUUCUCACAAUUUUACUUAGCAAUAAUAUCAGUUAAACCUUUGGGCUCAUGCAGGCCGCUUUGUUGAGCUGAUGUUUAAAUUGUCCAACAGGUGAGUUUAAAGCAACAUUUUUCUCGUGUUGGAAACUGUUAAAGCUCGUCUCUUUCAUUUACACAUCUAUCCAGUGAGUCUUUGUAGCGAGUCACAUAACGUCCCUUUCUGUGACAUGAAGUGUUGGUCAUAUUGAUCCACAGUAGCUGUUGGGCAAUGAAGUGGAAGUUUUUUCAGACAUGUUGCAGGGAUAGUUCGGAUCGUCUCCCAGUGUUGUUAUAGAGACACUAUGAGCAGUCAGUAUCUUACCCUUCUGGGGAUUAAGUAAAGGCGGAAACAAGGCCAAAGGUGUUUUUUUUAAAUAUAGCUCUGAUCUUAAAAAAAAGAAAAGAAACUUGAUUGCAGAUCUUAUUUUGAAACUGGUUAUUUAACCUACAGACUGAAGUUUGUAGUCUAUUGCAAUAUUUUCAAAGAAAAACUAAACUGUUCAAGUCUAAUUGGUACAUCUAAAAAUCCGAACUAUCCCUUUAUGCAUUGUUCGUACGUUUAAGUAUCUCAACUUUUUUAAUUCACUAAACAAUUUGCCAAUCUUUAAUAGAUGUGAAUUAUAAGACAUUUUGUUUUUUCAAUGUCAGUUUAGUGCAAUAUUUUUUUCUUUUCACCAUGUGUGGGUAUAUUUAUAAAUUCCUGAUUAUUGGUUGCAUCUACCAAUAAGGAAAAUGUAUUUAUUAUCACGUCACUUCUUUCUGGGGUUAGGGAAGGACUAACAUAUAUUAAUCACUUCCUGAUAAUUCAUGUUUUGGACAAACCAAUAGAAACCUUAAACCAGAGGCUUAAAUCCGAUUAAUUAGACUUUACCUUCAGGA
Molecule: messenger RNA, 2452 nt
Organism: Cyprinodon tularosa
Lineage: Eukaryota; Metazoa; Chordata; Actinopteri; Cyprinodontiformes; Cyprinodontidae
Gene: ndel1a
Product: nudE neurodevelopment protein 1-like 1a
Exons: 10
Coding region: 166-1152 (328 amino acids)
Biological process (GO): microtubule nucleation; centrosome localization; chromosome segregation
Cellular component (GO): kinetochore; centrosome; kinesin complex
Molecular function (GO): microtubule binding
Source: RefSeq, a predicted model, not a curated record